This is a messenger RNA of Contarinia nasturtii (swede midge), 712 nucleotides long. RefSeq names its product transcription factor MafK-like. The coding region runs from base 135 to 536 and encodes 133 amino acids. Gene Ontology annotation, cellular component: nucleus. The record is from RefSeq and is a predicted model, not a curated record. Gene Ontology annotation, molecular function: DNA-binding transcription factor activity, RNA polymerase II-specific; RNA polymerase II cis-regulatory region sequence-specific DNA binding. The transcript is spliced from 3 exons. NCBI's taxonomy places the organism in Eukaryota, Metazoa, Arthropoda, Insecta, Diptera, Cecidomyiidae. Gene Ontology annotation, biological process: regulation of transcription by RNA polymerase II.
AGUCAUCGAGUGAGUACAUAAACAAUAGAUGAACAAAUGUAAAAGAGUGACUUGCAACUUUUAAUAUUUUCAAGCAUCGCAAUUAAUAUUUCGCUGAUUUUUUGUCAUAAUUUGCAGCAAAAUCAAAGUUAAAAAUGCCUCUCGAGCAUAAACGCGAGCGAAAAGGUUCAAUGGCCCCAUUGUCGCCUUGUUCAGUGAAUAUAGAUGAUGAUGAGUUGGUAUCGAUUUCAGUGCGUGAUUUGAAUCGAACGCUCAAGCAACGUGGUUUAAAUCGUUCGGAAAUUGUUCGUAUGAAACAAAGACGUCGUACUUUGAAGAACCGUGGCUAUGCAGCCAGUUGCCGUGUGAAACGGAUCGAACAAAAAGAUGUUUUGGAAACAGAAAAAUCAUGCGAAUGGCAAAAUAUGGAGAGUAUGCAGAACAGAAAUCAGGAAUUGCGUGAAGAUAGUGUCAGAUGGCGCAUGAAAUAUGAAGCACUUAAAAAGUUUGCGAUUGAGAACAAAAUUUCCAUUCCAGACGAAUUACAAAAUCCAUAAGUUUUCCAUGGAUUCUAUUUUACAUAUACUAUAAACUUUAUUUCACAAAUAAUCUAAGCAUAAAUAUUGUGUGACUAGAGAUAGUAUACAUAUUUUGAAAGCUUACCGUAUUGUAUUUUGAAGAUUUAAAGUGAAAUUUUAAGAUUUUAAAUAAAAUUUCAGAAAAAAUAUUCAUA